UCCUCUAUUAUGACAAGACAAACACUACGGACAAUAAAUAUACAAUAAAUUGUGAUCAGGACUUCUACAGUUUUUAAUUAUAACUCCAAGAUAGGGGAACUGGCCGUGUUAAUGCCAUAUGCUGCAUACAUUCUCAUCGCCGUAAUUGUUUUGCCUGGACUAGAAAGAAAGUGGUUCCUGAGACGAAAAUGGCGUCAAUGGGCCAGGCUUCUCGAUGCAGACCAAGAUGGCGUCAUCAGCCCUGAUGACAUGAAAAAUACUAACGCCAAGCUGGAACAACUUCGAAAAAUUAUCGGUGUCCGAAAAACUGCUUUAUCUGAUGAAAAUAAAAAGAAAUGGUGGAACGAAAACAUUUUCAAAAACGGUCCUGGAAAGGAUACCGGGGUAUAUCAGUCAAUGACUACAUUGGUUUCUUGGAUGGGACCUUUGGAGCAGCCACCCCUUGUGAUAGAUUAAACAAAGUCAAGCCAAUCGUGACAGGAUUUUUCAAUUUUUUCUCCGCAGACGAUUAUCGUAAGAAAAAUGUUAUAAUGGGAGAAGAAGACUUUGUCAAGUUCUGGACCAUUCUUGCUUCUAUCGAUGAUCGUCAUAGCAGAGAAGUGUUUGUCAAGAAUAUACCUAUACCAUUAACUAUGGCUUUUCUAUUAGGAGAUUUUCAGAUUUUUCUUUCACAUGGUAAUCAGGGGGAUGAGGUAUAUAAUGUUUUGAAACAUAAAAGUCCAAAUGGAUGUUGCAGAGCUUAAAACAUAUUGCAGAAUAUUAUUCUCUUUGUCAUAAACAUUAGAUAGUGUCACCUUGAUAUAAAAUCAUGUCGCGUCAAAGCCUAAAGUUUCUCAGUUAAAGGUAUAAAAUGAGUUUAUGAAACACUGAGUCAAAAACGUUUUUCAAUUGCACUUGUCAAACUCUAAGGUCAGAGUUGUUACCCAAAAAAGGACUUGUCUCAAUUACAGAAUAUACCUGUGAAAUGUGAAAGCCAAAGUACUAAAACUCAUUCUGUGCCUUACAUGCGUACCACUCGAGUAAAACUAAAAACCAACAAUAAAGAACAAAAUAACUGAAACAAUGUGCUUCUUGUUACGUCUACAGAAUCUACAAGUUUGAUCAAACAUCUGUUACCUUUACCUUUUUU
Saccostrea cuccullata (small rock oyster) is the source of this 1129-nucleotide messenger RNA. RefSeq names its product sarcoplasmic calcium-binding protein-like. The transcript is spliced from 2 exons. Bases 112 to 456 code for a protein of 114 amino acids. Gene Ontology annotation, molecular function: calcium ion binding. Lineage: Eukaryota; Metazoa; Mollusca; Bivalvia; Ostreida; Ostreidae. The record is from RefSeq and is a predicted model, not a curated record.